This is a messenger RNA of Hipposideros armiger (great roundleaf bat), 6059 nucleotides long. It is a transcript of the gene DGKH, whose product is annotated as diacylglycerol kinase eta. The transcript is spliced from 24 exons. Gene Ontology annotation, biological process: phospholipase C-activating G protein-coupled receptor signaling pathway. The record is from RefSeq and is a predicted model, not a curated record. Lineage: Eukaryota; Metazoa; Chordata; Mammalia; Chiroptera; Hipposideridae. Gene Ontology annotation, molecular function: ATP-dependent diacylglycerol kinase activity. The coding region runs from base 101 to 2797 and encodes 898 amino acids. Gene Ontology annotation, cellular component: plasma membrane.
AUAAUCACUCCCUUCAGAAGACUAAUGCUUUGUGCUGACAACAGAAAGGAGAUGGAAGAUUGGAUCAGCUCCCUGAAGUCUGUACAGACCAGAGAACCUUAUGAGGUGGCCCAGUUUAACGUGGAGCAUUUCUCAGGGAUGCAUAACUGGUACGCCUGCUCCCAUGCCCGACCCACUUUCUGUAACGUGUGCCGAGAGAGCCUUUCUGGAGUCACCUCCCACGGCCUGUCCUGCGAAGGUACACACUGCCUGCAAGGAUUUGUAUCAUCCUGUCUGUCCACUUGGCCAAUGUAAAGUGUCCAUCAUACCCCCAAUUGCACUAAACAGCACCGACUCUGAUGGUAUGGCCCUCCAAUCUCCAUAUGACUUACGCCAACUCAGCUUUUCUCUGGGGUUCCACCUUCACCUUCAAGCGUGGACACAAAAUUUAAGAUUAUUCCAGAAGUUUGACAAUUUCCGGAUUCUUGUUUGUGGAGGAGAUGGAAGUGUAGGUUGGGUGUUGUCUGAAAUUGAUAAGCUCAACUUGAAUAAACAGUGUCAGCUGGGCGUAUUGCCCUUGGGUACAGGAAAUGACCUUGCCCGGGUGCUUGGCUGGGGAGGUUCCUACGAUGACGACACCCAACUUCCUCAGAUACUAGAGAAGCUGGAACGAGCCAGUACCAAAAUGUUGGACAGGUGGAGUAUCAUGACCUAUGAACUCAAACUGCCACCAAAGGCUUCUCUCCUUCCAGACCCUCCGGAAGCGUCCGAAGAAUUUUAUAUGACAAUUUAUGAAGACUCAGUUGCAGCUCAUAUUACAAAAAUCCUCAAUUCUGAUGAACACGCAGUGGUCAUAUCAUCGGCCAAGACACUGUGUGAAACCGUGAAGGACUUCGUCUCCAAAGUGGAGAAGGCAUAUGACAAAACGUUGGAAAAUGCCGUGGUAGCCGAUUCCGUGGCCAGUAAAUGUUCAGUGCUAAACGAGAAGCUCGAACAACUGCUCCAGGCUCUGCACACGGAUUCCCAGGCGGCUCCACUUCUCCCAGGCAUCAGCCCUCGCAUCGUAGAAGAAGAUACUGUGGAAUCUUCAAGCGAGGAAUCCUUGUGUGAGAGCAGGGAGCAGCUCUUGGAUGACACUACAAAACCGUCCUCCCAGAAAGCCAUCAAACCAAAGGAAAUAAUGUUGCGGGCAAACAGUUUAAAGAAAGCAGUGAGGCAAGUCAUUGAAGAGGCUGGAAAAGUUAUGGAUGACCAGACAGUUCACCCCUGUGAACCAGUUAAUCAGUCAUUUGAUUAUGAUAGUACAGAAACAGAUGAAUCGAAAGAAGAAUCUAAAGAUGAUGACACAAAAGAGUCAUUAACUGUUAAAACUGCACCUCGGUCUCCGGAUGGUCGGGCAAGUCGUUCCCAAACUGACUCUGGCCCUGGUCCAACUGUGGCAGCCAGCAAAGAAAACCUCCCCGUACUCAAUACCAGAAUAAUCUGCCCAGGCUUAAGAGCAGGACUAGCUGCCUCCAUUGCUGGGAGUUCUAUUAUCAACAAAAUGUUACUAGCAAACAUUGACCCUUGUGGUGCGACGCCGUUUAUUGACCCAGAUCCAGAUUCAGUAGAUGGAUAUUCAGAAAAAUGUGUCAUGAACAAUUACUUUGGGAUUGGAUUAGAUGCAAAAAUUUCAUUAGAAUUUAAUAAUAAGAGAGAGGAGCACCCUCAAAAAUGCAGGAGCCGAACUAAAAACUUGAUGUGGUAUGGAGUCCUUGGAACCCGGGAAUUAUUACAGAGGUCGUACAAGAAUUUAGAACAGAGGGUUCAACUUGAGUGUGAUGGGCAGUAUAUUCCUCUCCCCAGUCUGCAAGGAAUAGCAGUGUUGAACAUUCCCAGCUAUGCCGGAGGCACCAACUUUUGGGGUGGAACUAAAGAGGAUGAUAUAUUUGCUGCACCAUCAUUUGAUGACAAGAUCCUGGAAGUCGUUGCAAUAUUCGACAGUGUGCAAAUGGCAGUUUCAAGGGUCAUUAAACUGCAGCAUCAUCGAAUAGCCCAGUGCCGUACAGUAAAAAUCACUAUACUUGGUGAUGAGGGCGUCCCCGUGCAGGUGGAUGGUGAGGCGUGGGUCCAGCCUCCAGGCAUUAUCAAAAUCGUGCACAAAAACAGGGCUCAGAUGCUCACAAGGGACAGGGCUUUCGAAAGCACUCUAAAAUCGUGGGAAGACAAACAGAAGUGUGAUUCGGGUAAACCCGUCCUUCGGACCCAUUUGUACAUCCAGCAUGCUGUUGACUUGGCAUCGGAGGAGGUGUCGCAGAUGCAGCUGUGCUCCCAGGCUGCAGAGGAGCUCAUCACCAGGAUCUGUGACGCAGCCACGAUCCACUGUCUUUUGGAGCAAGAACUGGCCCACGCGGUGAAUGCCUGCUCCCACGCGCUGAAUAAAGCCAACCCUCGGUUCCCAGAGAGCCUUACCAGAGACACUGCCACUGAGAUAGCCAUCAACGUGAAGGCACUGUAUAAUGAAACGGAAUCUUUACUAGUUGGCAGGGUGCCUUUGCAGUUGGAAUCUCCACACGAAGAGCGGGUCUCCAGUGCCUUACAUUCUGUGGAGGUGGAGCUACAGAAAUUAACCGAGAUCCCCUGGCUGUAUUACAUCCUGCACCCCAACGAGGAUGAGGAGCCUCCUAUGGAUUGCACCAAGAGAAACAACAGAAGCACAGUAUUUCGCAUAGUGCCAAAAUUUAAAAAGGAAAAGAUGCCCAAGCAGAAGACAAGUGCACAGCCUGGACCUGGGGAUACUGAAAGUGGGUCAUAUGAAGCGAAUUCUCCAGGGAAUUAAAGAGCUUGGAAGGAGCACUCCCCCAGUCUGAGGUGUAAUCUUAUUGGUGCUAUUCCUUGGAAGGGAAGUAAUUGCUACUUAACACACAGUCCUUUGAAGCGGUUGGCUGUUCUGGUAGUUUUCUGCUUAGAGAAGUUAGCACCACUGAGGCACCUCUACAGCUUGAUAGGUUGGUGUGGGUGAAAAAUUUUGAUUUGAGGUAUUAGAAAAUAUUUUUGUGCCAAAAAGUACAUUCCACAAAGCCAUUUUCUUAGUUUGCAAACUUAACAUGUUCAAGUAUGUUCACAUUAGUGAAGUACUAGGAAGAGCUGGAGACAACUGCAUUGUCCAAAGGGGGGAAUUGCAAAAUGUUUCCUUUCCUUAACCUGGGCGGAUGGAACGUUUUUACUGUGCAACCGCACAGCAGUAUGUGGCUACGACUCUUUAGGUCUCGGAUUGGAGGUGUUGGCUUCUUCCUUAAAACCACUGAGAAGGGACUAAGGUCUAAAUUAAGUUGUGUUUUGAAUAUUAGAUUGACAUCACCUCAGAUUCCUAGCGCUCCGUGGUCAGAGAAUACGGCCCAGUAUUAUGAAUGAAGGCAAAUCUCUGCCUGAAUUGUCUUUCUCUUUCUUGCAUGUCACAUCUAAUAUCGUAACCCUUAGUUUUAAUGUCAGUUUUCAUGGAGUUAAUUUAUUACUACCUAAGUACCUUUUCGUUAGCUAAAGGCACUUUUCUGUUCUUUGACGUGGACUUUUGCAUAAAUAUUCUGUAUCUGAGAAUUUGUGAACAUGUGUCUGUGCCAUAAUCAACAAUGAUACACAUCUUCUGCAAGUCAGCUUACGUCAGCCGAACAUAAACAGUAGGUAUGCGUGUGAAGGAAAUUCUCCGGGUAUUUCCAUAAAAUGUCAUGUUCUGUCGUCUAACAGCACUUACCAUGCUUUCUGAACCAAAAUUCCCACAUUGUGUCCUUAUUUUUCCAUUUCAAUUUAAUAAUUACUUAAUGCUCUGUUUGCACUUAUACUAUAGCAGAUGGCUGACAUUCAGGCACUUCUCCAAGGUCUCACCAGGGAUCUGUGUACUGAUUGGUCGCCCAGACCCUCACCCACUGGCUACUCUGGACCAAACUUUCCAACAGAAGAAAUUUUAAUUUGUUCUUAAGGGCUUUACAUUGUUAUUAUUAUCUCACUUAAUUCUUUUAUCCUUCCAGGUAGAUAUUAUUUUUCUAAACCACUGUACUUUAGUGUAAGCUAAUUAGGAGACAACAUUACAAUGAUUAAAUCUUUGAAAGCCAAAGGCAUACAUAUCAAAAACUCAUAAAAAUAUCCUCAAAUAAACUUCUUUUAGAUAGCCUAUUCCAAAAAAUUAAUCAUACCGGUUAUAUUUAAAAAUCUUCUAUAUAAGAGAAGUAAACAGGGUACUGACCCAGUGGUGACAGUUUUCAUAAAUUAACCUUCUAGGGAGGUGCUCAAUAGAUGCACAUACACACACUAUAUACAUGUACACAUAUAUCUGUAUAUACACACAUAUACAUUUAUGUGUAUAGUCACACACAUAAACGUGAAAUAUACACUCUUUGCUGUUUUCUAGACAAUUAUUUUCAGCUGAAUGCUGAAAGAUUUUGAUGGGAAAGCAUUUAAAAUGAACUAUUGUCAGACAGCUAAUUUGAUUACAUCAAAGGAGUUUAAAUAUUUGACACUUUAUUCUUAUUUAUAACUUUAAUAUUUAACUACUAGUAAAAUCAUAAAAUUUGGAUAUCUUAAAAAUAAAUGAACCCGAUGGGUUCCUGAUCAUGUGUAUCGGACUAUAUAGUUUACCUAAGUUGUGAAUAAAUGGACAUUUUCCAAAAGGAAUGACAUCAAGUAGCUUAAUAGAGUAAAAAGCUACUCACAAUAAUGUUAAUGUUAUCCACGCCUAUGAAACCAAAGGCCUUUUCCUGUCCCUGUGAUAGGCCCCCACCCUGCAAGGUGUUCGUUUCUUCUGGCACUUCCUGUGAAAUCGGAAUAGUCGAUGCCCGGUUCUCAGAACUCAGCCGGCAUCACAGCUCUCCCUCUGCCCAGCUCUACCAAAAAAGGAAAGGUUGGUGGAGAGGAAGGAGGCAAGGAACUCUAAAAAAAACAAGGAAUUAAUAUAAAUAUCUUUAUUGAUUUUCACUCCCCCAGUUUACCCCUUUGCCAGAUUCUCAAGCUACUACAUUUUCAAAAUUCAGAGUAAGAUAUAAAUGAUGUUUUUUUUGUUUAGUGUUGAUCUUUCACUCUUAGAUAACAUCUGUUAUAUAGACUGUAAAACCUCAGUUGAUGGAAUCCUUAGCUAGAAUUUUCCUGCAGACAGCUUUUGGAUGAGGGAAAGCCUUUAAAAUGACAAUUUUGAUAACUUUGUUGUUAAACGAGCACUUUUUCCUGAAUGCUUUGUCCGUGCGUGGCUGUGUAGGACCCAAAUGGUUUCACUUGCACCUGUUUGCCAGGCUGGUGCCCUCGGAGCCUCCUGAGGGCCCUGUCAGUAUCACAGAGGAACCAGCUUCUCCUAACAUAUGGGGUUCCAAAGACAGUGGGAGGAGCUCUGCGUGGGGUCUGAUCACAGCUCUGGGGAGUGCAGGGGCGGGGUCUCUGUGCCCUGACCACACAGCUGGGUGAGUAGCCCAGGCCUGCUCCUGAUUACCAGCUGUAAUUGCCACCUUUCUGCCCCACAUGCAGAUAAUUUGGGAGGGAUGGAGCCGAGUCCAGCCAACACCCAGCCACUUUCAGUCUCAUUUUCCUGAGGAAGAACUCACAGUGAUGGCUGCUGGGAUUCUCACUGCUGUGGACCACCCUGUCUGCAUCAGCUGUCCCACUGCAAAAUGACUCCUUUCGCCUCUCCCCAUCUUAGCCCCCAUCGUGAGUCAUCUAGUCAAGUUUUAGGAAGAAAACAAUUUAAAGAAACUCCUUUUACAGUUUGCAUUUUACAAAAGGAAACUUGCUAAUCUAAACGGGUUAGAUAAUUUGAGUACCGUGAUAUGUAUUGCUGUGGCUGAGAAGAGGGGAUCCCUGAAUGUCUAGACAUGUGCUGUCCGAUGUCAUAGGCACUAGCCACGUGUGGCUGUUUAAAUCUACAUUAACGAGACAUUUAGUGUCUCAACUGUACGAGCCACAUUUCAAAGGCUCAGUAACCAUAGUGGACAGUACUGAUUGUUGACCAUCCGUUUCCAUUGUUGCAAAAACGCUGGAUAGUAGUGGUCUAGAGCAGGGGUCGGCAAACUUUUGAGACGGAAGAGCCACCACCGUAAGUCAGCAAACUGCGGCUCACAAGC